Oldenlandia corymbosa var. corymbosa is the source of this 910-nucleotide messenger RNA. The record is from the annotation of a GenBank genome assembly. Lineage: Eukaryota; Viridiplantae; Streptophyta; Magnoliopsida; Gentianales; Rubiaceae.
CGACGUCGUUCCUUUUUCAUUAAGGCCUUUUUCAAUAAAUUAUAAAAAAUAAUUAAAAGUCAAAAAACCCUUUUUCAUUAAGAUACAGCUGAAAGUCAAAACCCCUUUUACCUUUUUACCAGUAUAGCAAAAGAUGGAAUUCGAAUUCGAACCCUUUCUCUGGUUACUCUUUUUGUUCGUGAAUUUGGGCCUUAUAGCUCUCAAUUACAUCCAGUUCUUUGUUUUGACGGAUUUGGAGGAUGACUACUUGAAUUCAUAUGAAGCCUCGUAUCGGAUCAACCGUGUGGUUGUAUAUGAGUAUUUGUUGCACGGUGCAUUCUGCAUUCUGUUCCUGUUGACAGGGAACUGGUUCUUCUUCCUUGUUACGCUUUUCCCAGCUUAUAUCAACGCCGUGAAAUUCAUGAAGGGACAGCAUAUCAUUAAUGUAACUGAGAUUGUAACGGUUCUAAAUGCUGAGAAGAAGAUUCGAAAGAUCAAGCUGGGCUUCUAUGUCCUUCUCUUUGUAGUUAUUAGCAUGAGGUAUGGUUUCUUUCCCUUGGGAACUUUUAUGAUUAUAUACACGCUGCAUUUUCUGCUUUACAUUUUCCUCGUACAAGUUACUUGCUUUUUUGGCUGCAGAAUUUAUUUCGCGGGGACAUUUUCAUUUCUGAUGUCUGUCUUCCAUCAAAGCAACGACGACAUAGAUAUCCGCUCCUCGAUUCUGGAAUUUUAGGAUAGAAAAUCUUAUUAGCUCCGAAUUAGGAACUGAUGCAUUUUUUAUUUUCCCCCCUUUGUACAUGGCAUAGAUCUUCUUAACUGAUUUUUGUAUAUCGCUAUCACUAGUUUGUUCACGUUCUUCAGUUCCUGUAACCUUCUCGUAGGAUAUUGUCUCAGUGCAAUUCGGAAAUUUAUUAUGAGUAUAUAAUGACAA